Lactuca virosa is the source of this 372-nucleotide messenger RNA. Lineage: Eukaryota; Viridiplantae; Streptophyta; Magnoliopsida; Asterales; Asteraceae. The record is from the annotation of a GenBank genome assembly.
AUGCAAGAAGGAGGGGUGUAUUCGCCAGAAACGGCGAUGUCAAGAAAAUCGGUGUUUGGAUUACCAUUGCUUGGGCUAGCGGUGGCACUGAGGGGGUCGCUUGUGCUUCUAGUGGUGUCUGGAUUAUCGGCGAUGGGUGGAAUGUUGACUGCAUGUCGAUCGUCUGAGUUAGUUGCAACAUCGUUUGAAGGAUCGUUUGUUUCUCUCUUGCCAUUGGAUUCAACAGUGGUGGCAUCUGGGAAGCUACCAGUUGUGUCGUUGACAGUUGCCCAGUGGCGGUGUUUGAAAAAAUGUGGGUGGCGGCAUUGUCAUUUGGACUGGCAUCGGCUGUUGGAGUGGGACCAAUGUUGCGACAUGUGUGUUUGUCGUUGA